Molecule: messenger RNA, 4836 nt
Organism: Alosa sapidissima (American shad)
Lineage: Eukaryota; Metazoa; Chordata; Actinopteri; Clupeiformes; Clupeidae
Gene: klhdc7a
Product: kelch domain containing 7A
Exons: 1
Coding region: 368-2923 (851 amino acids)
Molecular function (GO): protein binding
Source: RefSeq, a predicted model, not a curated record
GCUUGUUUUUUGUUGCUGUUUUUCUCUAUUUUUUCUCUAGCUUUGAGACAAUCUGCUACAGGUGGAGCGUGACGGGCCCCUCCCCUCGCUGACGGGGAACGUGGCAUGCAAAUACAGUCUGUGCAGGUAUCAGGUAUCCUGGCUCGACUCGACUCGGAGCAAGCUGUGUUGAGUUGACACAGUGCUGCAGUUUUGCUGCCGUUGCUCCUACCAUUGCAGCUUCCCUCAGCACUAUAGAGUAGAGUGGGAGAGGCUACCGUGGCACUAGCCAUGCUGAGGGGGUUGACUUUGGCCGCCGUGCCCAGCGAGCAGCAGUGUCCAGAGUAAACAGCCGUCAGGUCCAGCGCCAGCGGCCAGCCCCCAGAAAAUGCCCACGGCGGACGUGCUGGCCGCGCACUUCGACAUGCAGCUGCUGGGGAAGCUGACGCUGUCCGUGGCCACUGUAUUAUUCAUCUCGUGGGCGUACCGCUUCUACAGUUCCAGAGGUCGCCGUGGGGGUCAGAUUCAGCAGAAAGGAGUGGCGGCCAGCACCUCAUCACCACCCCCACCAUUAUCAUCAUCAUCAUCAUCAUCACCACCACCGUCAUCACUGUCAUCAUCUAGUCACCAUGCUUCGGGGUCGCCACCAAAGUGCAGCAGCUGUAAGAUGGAGCUUCGCCCCCGCGGUAAAGUGACACCAGAAGCCGCCGCCACAGGUAACAGCAGUCCACGGAGCCGGCAGGUGUCAAAAAUAUCUGUGUGCUCAGCGGCCACACCUGACAGGGGUGACGCACACGUCAACAACGGGGGGCAACGCCCCGGCAACCGGGCCACAGCUGAUCACAUCAUCACAACAACAGUAGCUGUGUCAGAGAAGACAAGUCAGAGCACCAGAGACACAGAGGCGUGCAGCUCAGUUAUGAGCGACUUGGAAAGGCAAGCAGUGGCUAACAAGCUGGCCACCACCCUGACUUCUCCAUCUGUGGGUAGGGCUAGCUUAGCCAGCCCCAUCGGGCGCCUAUCUCCGUGCCCGGUCAGUCCAACUGGACCUCUGUCCCCGGGCCUGGCCAGUCCAACUGGCCGUCUGUCCCCCUCCCCGAGCAGCCCCACCGGGCGUCGGUCCCCCGCAUGCCUGCUGAGGAAGCUGGACGGUGCUGUGGAAGUGGGCAGGGAGCUCUUCCAGGACACGAGCCACCAGGGCAACUUCUCCAGCUUCCAGUCCAAGGCCGAGGUCAAAGUGGAGGAGGGAGACCUCGUGUUCGAGAGCCCGGCGGAAGGUGGAGGAAAGGAGGUGCGCGGAAAGAUCUACGAUUAUUUUGUGGAGUCCUCAUCCCAUUCCAUCUCGGAUGUAAACUCUUCUGGUAGUCCGACGAGUGUCUGUUAUCAUAGUUCACACCCAAUAAAGCUAGUGACUCUACAUAGCACCAGCACCAACAGCAACGACCUCCCUCACAUCCCGAGGACCAUCAGCCCCCCUCUGAUCAUGCGGGAUGUGGUGUUCAGCCAAGGCUCGUCAGUGGAUGACAAUCUGUCUCCCACCAGCUCCAACUCGUCUCCCCGCGACGACCAGCCUAAGAGGGGGCUUCUCCGGCAGGACAGCUACCUGAUAGCUGCUGCUAACUAUGAGUCUCCCUGUAUGACUGGCAAUGGCUCUGGUCCUCUACGCGGCCAUUCUCCAGCUCCACUAUCAGCAGACGUCCCUUUCAGCUCUGUCAGCCUGAAGAUGACGGCGACGCCUGACAAAGACGAGCCGAGCUUGGAGACGGUAGCCGGGGCCAAAUUCGUACACGUCCCCCUGGAGGGCUUGUCCAGCUCCGACUGGGAGAGUCUGACGGGGAAGCUCGAUCUAGGCAACUGCCUGGAGGCCCUGGAGCUGGCCAAGAAGCACGGCCACGGCGCCCUGCAGCUGGCCUCUCUCCGAGUCAUGUCUGACAACUACCUCAAGGUCCUCCGGGACCCGGGCCUGUAUGGCAGGCUGCGAGCCGGGGAACGGGAACAGAUCCAGCGACUGCGGAUGAAAGGCCGACAGUGCCUCAUGGUGGCCGAUAUGGAGUCACCCGACUGGUCCAGACGGUCCUCGCCGCAAACAAAGGAGACAAAGGAAAGUCCCCGGACGUCUGGCGGCCUCUAUUACUAUGACGACUACAAAGACACCUGGCACCGGCAGUGUGACAUCCCGCCGGAGGUGGCUUCGGUUGGCUCGGCCAUGUGCACCAUGGAUAACUAUCUGUUUGUGGCCGUCGGCUGCCAGGGCUCGGACCGUGCCAUGGUGCCGUCCAGAAAAGUGUUCUGCUUCAACCCGGUCACGUCCAUUUGGAGGGAGAUCUGCCCCAUGAACGAGGCCAGGCCGCACUGCAAGCUGGUCGCCCUCCAGGGCCACCUCUACGCCAUCGGCGGUGAGUGCCUGUCGACCGUGGAGCGCUACGACCCGCGUGCCGACCGCUGGACGUUCGUGGCCCCGCUUCCCAACGACACAUUCGCCGUGGCGCACCGCGCCACCGCGUGCAACGGCGAGCUCUUUGUGUCGGGCGGCACCCUGCGCUACACGCUCCUGCGCUACAGCCCCAAGACCAACACCUGGCGCCAGAGCCUGAUCGUGGGCACCAAGGAGCGGACCACUGAGAUGCUGGCGGUAAGGAGCUUCCUCUACCGCUUUGACGUCAACCCGUUGUUCGGCAUCAACAUCUACCGCUACCACACGGCUGCACGGCUAUGGUACGAGUGCUGCACCAAGCAACUGCCGCACUGCCCUGCCUUCCAGUGCGUCGCCAUGAGCGAUGUGAUCUACUGCGUGAGCCGACAGUUCACCAUGAGGUUCCUGGCCGACGAGGUCUCGCCCGGCUUCGUGGCUGAGGACCUGAGUGUCCUCUCCACGGCCAAGGGCAUCUUGUUCCCCUUCGUCCUGGCCCUGCCUGAUAAGAGCGCCGUUCAAACCAGCGUGUGAAUCACCACAAGAUCAGCCGCAACCACUAGACGCACAGGGACCCAAGACACCGGGAAAUGUGGUUUUGUUUGUGUGCAAAGCCAAGCGAAUGCAAUUCAGUUGGGUUAGGAAUGAAAAAGGACCACUGCCGAAGGUAAUUAUGGCGCAACAUUGUCAGAUUCUUUCUGUACACUGUGCCAGGAGAAAAUUGACUGUUUCAGGGAGAGCUAUUUGUUUUUUGGAAUUUCUAUUCACACAAGCGAUUUAUGGCAGCCACUAAAUCUUCCUAAUAUUGGGUUCCUCUUUCAGUGCUAACUCACGAAUACUAUGGAGCUCUAAUGCAAAUAUAACAAUUAAUCAGAUGGCUAGGCAAAAUAUAUGGUGCAAAGAUAAACACAAGGCUGUAAAGAUGCCAUAGCAUUAGGGGUUAUUAGCACAGUUAUCCAUUUAAUCUCACAAAUGCUCUCUAAAAUGUUUCCCAUUUAAACUGUUUCCAUAGUGAACACUAUAUUUUAGCUUUUUUCUUUGCUAAAAGCAAAAAUGAAAUGUGAGAUGAGGAAAUAUAUGUCCACAUCUGUUCAAAUAUAUGCAAACGUUAUUACAUUACUAGCAGGCAAAUCCUAAGAGUUGUGAUUCAACCUCUGGUCCGCUUUCUGACUUAACAACCACUAAGACACUAACUUGUUGAUACUGUAAAGGUGGUGGUGCUUAGUAAAUGACUGUCCUCUGCAGCAACCUUUACGCUAAUCAUUCAUGACAUGCCCGUAACUCUGCAGCCAUUAACUAUCAAUGUCUUUCAAGUUCCCAUCCAGAUAUACUUCAAUACAUCUCAGCUGUUUCUUCCUGUAUGUACGAUCCUACCCGAAAGCCCUGUAUGAGAAAUUAAGAUACCCUACACAUGCUGUAAUUUGAUUACUUGAGAGUGAAGUAGAGGAAUGAAUGUUAGACAUUGCCUGGACACUUCAUCAGUCACUUGUAUAUUUUGCUGUGUCUAUAUGCUAUCCAUUUGGAUAAUUAUGAUUAUUUAUUUGUUUGUUUUCUAGUUUAAAUUACAUAUCCCACAAAAAGAGACAACUAAGAAAUAUGUGUAUAUGAACCAGAAAAUGACUAUCCAUUUAUAAUCAGAUAUUGUCUGAAUUUAGUUCUGUGUUUAUUGACUAUGCAGUUUAUUAUUUCUCUGUUUUGAUGAAUAUCUGACCUUUAAACAUGUCUGGCACAACACGGAAAGGACAAACAAUCAGGAAACGGCGAAAGUAAGCUGCUGGCAGGUCUACGGAUAUCACCUGCCUCUGACGUCCACUCAAGAUAGACAUGUCACUAUAGUGCCCUCAUGUGGCUGAAGAUGGAUUAGUGUGUUGGUGAGAGAACUGUUGGUGCAGUUUGCUAGUACAACAGGAGCAUUGAGAGACAGAGAGAGAGAGAGACAGAGAGUGAGAGAAAGAGAAGCAGGAAGGAAAAGAAAGUGAAAGAUGAAGAUUGUGAAUGUAGAUGAGUUGAUUGGGACAAAAUUAGAUUUAGAGAAGGCGUAAAAGAGAGGGAGAGAGAGGGAGAUGGAGAGAGGGAGAGGAAGCAAGAGAGAGAGAGAGACUAAUUACACUGUUUGAAUGGUAUAAUGACCAGCAGGGAGGAACCCAUGCAGCGAGCCUCACCAGUGAUGCCAAACAGUGGGUGAAGUCUGCCACAGAUGGCUGACCAUCAAACUCCAGAGUCUUUGAUUCUUCCUAAUUAAACACUUUCAUUCCCUGUAAUUAAACACCUAAUGGAACGGGAGCGAGACAGUUCCCCUCAGAUUAGCUACCCCAAAAUGACUCAUGGUCUGUGAUCGGCAUCAGAGCUGUUGUCCAAUAGACAUGUCUCUGUCUCAAGGGGCACCAUUGUGUGAUCAUAGAUGUGCUUAUGAAACAUUUGCUGGGGAAAAUAAAUGCCGUGAGUUA